This is a messenger RNA of Arachis stenosperma, 2103 nucleotides long. RefSeq names its product PHD finger protein MALE MEIOCYTE DEATH 1. The transcript is spliced from 3 exons. The coding region runs from base 13 to 2103 and encodes 696 amino acids. Lineage: Eukaryota; Viridiplantae; Streptophyta; Magnoliopsida; Fabales; Fabaceae. The record is from RefSeq and is a predicted model, not a curated record.
AAGCCGUUAACAAUGUCUUUCUCUUUGAUGGAAGUAUGCAAGAAGAGAAGGCGGUGCCCAAAGAUCUUCAGCUUCCAGUCCUUCGCCGAUCCCGGGUGCCCCGUCGCUCCCUCCGCCGCCUUCCGCGACAACGUCAGAUCGUUCCUCCGAGAGUGCGCGGAGCUCGAGGAGUACGUCGUUCAGAACAGCCCACUCUGGUGCACCCUUUUGCUCAGCGACAAGACCAACGUCAUGGCACCUCUCUACACCCUCGAAGAACAAGUUUGCCAAUCUUCCCACCCCUUCUGCGACCAUUGUCGCUGUGCAGGUUGGAGUGGUCACUUUGUGUCAAAGAGAAGGUAUCAUUUCAUAAUUCCAAUGGACAAUUGGUGGAAUAAACCCUUACCUGAGGAUGCUAUUGAUAAUCAGGACCACCUCUUGCAUGGUGUGAUUCACUGCAAUGGCUAUGGCCAUUUGGUCUGCAUUAAUGGCAUUGAAGGUGGCUCCAAGGUCCUCAGUGGUAGAGAGAUCAUGGAUCUAUGGGAUAGGAUCUGCACAAACCUUGGAGCAAGGAAAAUUUCAGUGGAAGAUGUUUCAAGGAAGCGAUCCAUGGAUCUUCGCCUACUUCAUGGUGUUGCAUAUGGCCACUCAUGGUUUGGUAGGUGGGGCUACAAGUUUUGUCGCGGAAGCUUUGGAGUGACAGGCCAAACCUAUUAUGAAGCAAUUGAAGGUCUAGGUUCCUUAGAGCUUGAUGAAAUAGUGAGAGAUUUAAGCAAGACAAAGUGCCAUAAAGAGAUCAAGCAAAUCAUUCGCAGCUAUAGAGACAUGAGUGAAACUCAGAUUACCACAUUGAGAGAUCUUCUAAGGUUCAUGCUCACUGUCAAGUCUCGCGUCCCAAUGUCCAAGAUAUCAAUAACCCUUGGAGCUCCUCCUUCUUCGGCUUUCAUCUCAAGAAAUUCAACCAAACAAGGCUUCUUAAGUAGAUCAAAUCUGGCAAAGGAGAAGUCCGCAAAGUACAAGAAGUUCAGCACCGCAGUGGCUAAUAUGGAUAGCAGGUGGCCAACAAGGAGGCUAGAGUUUGCUGCACAGGUGAUUGUUGAUGCACUGAAGGAGCACAAGGCAAUGAACUCGGUUUCAGAGGGGAUGACGCGGCAGGAUGUGAGGGAUGCAUCUAGGCUUCAUAUUGGUGAUACCGGCUUGCUCGAUUAUGUGCUGAAAUCACUCAACAAUGUGAUUGUUGGCAACUAUGUUGUUCGCCGCAUGGUUAACCCCUCAACAAGGAUCCUAGAAUACACCAUUCAUGAGGUUGGCAAUGGGUUUAAGUCCCCGGAAACUGUGGUUGAGCCUGAGGCAGCGGCUCUUGUAGACCCUCAAGAUGAGUCAUUUAGGAUGCCUGGUAGUGAUGUUUAUUGUGAUGUGUUCUACCUAUACAAAAAUGUGCUAUUGAGAUAUCCGAAUUCAGAACCAGUGGACUUAGCAAUUCAGACGAUCCUUGAUAGCCGGUAUUUUGUGAAGGAAUGGGAUUACAUGGAUGAGAUGCAGCAGGCUUUGACAUUCAUCUGCCGGCUUAAGCCAAAUUUCGUUGAUAUUAAAGCUGAUUUGAGUAGGGAGCAGCCUUGUGGGGAGAUUGUGAUGGUUCCCCUGCAUGCAACGGUUAGAGACCUGAAGCAAGCUGCAGAGGCAGCACUGAGGGAUACCUACUGCAUUGCAGAGAGGCUCAUAGUCACUGAGAUCACUGAAUUGAAUGGUGCAAGUGAUAAUGAGGUGCUAUUUGGAUUAAUCCAAUCCGGAGUGGAGCUUUCUGUGAGGGGGAUUUCCAUUGACUUGUGCACUCCAUUGAAGUUCCAAGGUGAAUCCGACAAUUGGAAGGUGAGGUGUGAGUGUGGAGCACAAGACGACGAUGGUGAGAGAAUGGUAGCCUGCGACAUAUGUGAGGUCUGGCAGCACACAAGGUGUUGUGGCAUUGAGGAUUCUGAGACAGUGCCACCUUUGUUUGUGUGCUCCGGCUGCUGCGAUUCGCUUGCCCCUCGGCAGAUGGAGUCACCCUUUGCCAUGGAUUGUGUUGAUGAUUUCCUUGUUUCACCAGAGCCUACCUUGUUUCUGGAAUAUGAAUGUGGUUACUGA